AAUGAAAACGUCAUCAGCUCUACCGCUCCCGCUACAGCCACUCAAGAUGGUGUGCCGGCCGCCACAGCCACAGUUGGCAUCGCCGUCGCUCCUGUCUCCGCCCCCGUCUCCACGUCCCUCACUCCCGUUGCCGCCUCCACCAGCAUUCCCUCCGUCGCUCCAACCUACGUCACCACAGGCACUGACCCCAUCACCUUAGACACACCCUGCGAUGCCUCCGUUCCCACCACGGCCGUGACUUCCCUCCGUCACCAUGUGAACGCGAGCUCCCAGUCUUUCCCAGCCCGUGACACUGCCCUCACACGGGUUCCUGCCACCGAAUCGACCUUCUCCAGUGUUGCUCCCUGCUCCGUCAGCGCUGGUUUCUUGAAUCGCGCUCCAGCGGUCGUCUCGGCUGGCAAUGACCCCUUGAACUCUCACUCAAACCACGGAGCCGUCCUGCCCGUCACGGUCAUCUCACCGCGCCCAGUCGUGGACGCUUCUUCCCAGACUUCCCCAUCCCUUGAAAACUCCCCCGCACUUCACCCCAACAUCUCUUCCUAUCCCACUGUGGUACCCUCCCCCGUCUCCACCAUCACUGAUGGUUCCUCGAAUCGCGCUACAGCGGUCGUAUCGACUGGCGCUGACCCGUUUAACUCGGACUCAGACCACACUGCCGUCCGGUCCGCCACGAUUAUUUCCCCACGUCCAAUGGCGGACGCCAGCUCUCAGACGUUCACAUCCACCUCCCUCGCAGCAGCCUCCACAACCGUCUCCGCCAGUUCCACUGUGGUUCCCUCCUCUGUUUCCAGCGUCUCUGGUGGUUUCUUGAAUCACACCCUAACGUUCGCCUCGACGGGCACUGACUCCUUCGACGUCCACUCAAACCAAGCUACCGUGAAAUCUGCCACGAUCAUUUCCCCGCGUUCAGUCGCGGACUUCUGCUCGCAAACCAACUCUACGUGUCCCACUGGGGCACCAUUCCCCAUCUCCUCCAUCAAAGGUGAUUCCUCGAAUCCUGCUCCGGCGUGCGUUUACGUAGGCACUGGCACCGAACCGGUGCCCUCAGUUUCUCACGCAUCCGUCUCCACCUCAACCUUCAUUCUCUGUCGGGCCAAGGAUGCCGGUUCCCAGACGCAAGGGCACGAGGAGGAAGAUCGAGCGGGUGUUAGUGUCUCUACAGCUGUGAAAUGCGCCCGGCCUGGACGUGAAAGUGCACUGGAAGACACGCCCCACCUCACACACCUGUCGCAGAUUUUGAAGGUGUCCGAAAGCAGGAGCCGAGGGGAAGUCCUAAAACGGGCGGCCUCUCCAUUGUCUCCAGAUUGCCUUCCGAUGAAUGUCUCUUUCACCGCCCCAGCCUCGCCGCAUGGCCCUCGUGAGGCGUCGGUCCAAAGAGAAAUGUUUGUGAAAAGCACUCCCCGUGGUCAAGCGACGCAAUCCAAGGUGCACCGAGAAACAAAUGGAGUGCGUGUGAUUCCAUGGCAGCUGCCUGUGGUGUCUACGACGAAAACGCAGCGCUUCUCGUGGCGGCAGAGAGGGGGCGAGUUGGAUGUGUAUUGGGAGUGGUGGACGAAGGACCAUCUCGAAACCAGCGGGACGACGGUGGCGGCGCUGACGGUGGCGGCGCAGCGCGGCCACGUGGGGUACGUGCGGGCCCUGCUGACGGCGGCAGCGGCUGUCGGCGCGGCGGGGGCGGCGGCGGCGGAGGAGGACGAGGACGGGUGGACGGCGCUGCACUGGGCGGCGCAUUGGGGCCACGCGGCCGGGGGCGUGGUCGACGGCGGAAGCGGGUGGCGGCCGCUGCACUGCGCGGCGCUUGGCGGCCACUGCGCAUGCGCGGGCGAGCUGCUGCGCGCGGGCGCGGACCCCACACGGCGCGCGGCGAACGGCGCGCGCCCCGUCGACGUGGCCGCCGGCGACGACGUGCGUCGCGUGCUGCUCGAAGCGGAGGACGCCGCGGCGGCGGCGGCCGGAACGGCCGGCCGGAAAAAGCGCACGAAACAA
Gryllus bimaculatus (two-spotted cricket) is the source of this 1986-nucleotide messenger RNA. The record is from the annotation of a GenBank genome assembly. NCBI's taxonomy places the organism in Eukaryota, Metazoa, Arthropoda, Insecta, Orthoptera, Gryllidae.